UCUUGUAGGUACCAUUAGCGGCGUUGACCAUGGAGCCUUCCAACAACUCUACGGUGUCCUCCAACUACAGCAAUAUGUUUAACAAAUUUGUCCACCUGGAUGGAGAACUCUCGGACAGAUUUCAUACCUUGUGGAUAGUCCUGGUGGUGAUCAAUACCAUCAUCUUCCUGAUGGGCGUGGUGUUGAACUCUGUAGCUCUCUACGUCUUCUGCUUCCGCACGAAAACGAAAACCACCUCGGUCAUCUACACCAUCAAUCUGAUCAUCACCGAUCUGCUGGUGGGCUUCUCUUUACCUAUCCGGAUCAUUGUGCACUACGUUGCCAAGGACUGCCACACCUGUGCGCUCGUCCACAUUUUCACCUAUUUUGUCAACAUGUACUGUAGCAUUCUCUUCCUCACGUGCAUCUGCAUUGACCGGUACCUGGCGAUUGUCCAGGUGGAAGCUUCGCGCAGGUGGAGGAACCCCGACUACGCCAAAGGGAUCUGUGCUUUCAUCUGGACCUUCGCCACCGUGAUCACCUUCUCCAUCCUCACCCUGGCCGUGAAGUUCUCCUACUGCUGCAUUGCGCAGAUUUUGCCCUUGAUGGUCUGCGAGUACUUCUUCCCUCUGAUCAUCCUCACUUUCUUCACCACCAGGAUCAUGUGCGCCCUUUCCAAGCCCACGCUCAUGCACCAGAGCCGGGAGAGGCGGAUGAGAGCCGUGCAGCUCCUCAUCACGGUCCUGAUCAUCUUCAUGAUCUGCUUCACCCCCUUCCACGUGCGCCAGCUGGCCAUUGCCAUCAACCCAGCCAUGUCCUACAACCUCAGCUUGGUGGUCUACCACGUGACCGUCACCUUAAGCAGCCUCAACAGUUGCAUGGAUCCCAUCGUCUACUGCUUUGUCACCAACAACUUCCAGUCCACCAUGAAGAACAUCUUCCGGAAGACGGAACUUGAGCAAGCCAGCGGGGAGGUGAUCAGCAUCAACAAAGGGUCUGGCUCAAACGCAAUUAUGGCGUUUGCGAACUCGAUAGGGAACCCCAUGGGUUUGGCUUUGCCGAGCAACACCACAAACUCCUAGACUUUGAGAAGCCUACAAGGGUAGAGAUGAUGUGGACUCUUCCUUUUUGCUAAAAAAAAAAAAAAGAUAUUUUUUUUUCUCUCAACGUUGUAGCUGGGUUCCAGGAUUUUUCAAGCUUUCCAGUGACACACUCGUUUUAUUUAUGGCAGCUGGCUUUGUCAUCUGGGAAAUUACUUGGAUUGCGUUUGGCACUCCAAAUUCCUAAGAAUUUCCCCGAUUCAGGAAUUUACGGAGAAAGGGACAUGCCCAGCACCGUGUUUUGCUAGCCUAGAAGCAUAGAAUAACAAAGUUGGAAGGGACCUUGGAGGUCAUCUAGUCCAACCCCCUGCUCAAGCAGGAGACCCCCCAUACCAUUUCAGACAAAUGGCCGUCCAAUCUCUUCUUGAAAG
Molecule: messenger RNA, 1450 nt
Organism: Crotalus tigris (Tiger rattlesnake)
Lineage: Eukaryota; Metazoa; Chordata; Lepidosauria; Squamata; Viperidae
Product: G-protein coupled receptor 20-like
Exons: 1
Coding region: 30-1061 (343 amino acids)
Biological process (GO): positive regulation of Rho protein signal transduction; phospholipase C-activating G protein-coupled receptor signaling pathway
Cellular component (GO): membrane
Molecular function (GO): G protein-coupled receptor activity
Source: RefSeq, a predicted model, not a curated record